This is a messenger RNA of Stylophora pistillata, 1275 nucleotides long. RefSeq names its product G-protein-signaling modulator 1-like. NCBI's taxonomy places the organism in Eukaryota, Metazoa, Cnidaria, Anthozoa, Scleractinia, Pocilloporidae. The record is from RefSeq and is a predicted model, not a curated record.
AUGAUUCCAGCUGCAGGCUUCUGUAAUUUCAAGACCCUGAAAACUGAUUCCUUGUCACAUGAUGACCAAUAUUUUCCACGUCUUGAUUUUGUGAGGUGUUUGUGGUUGCAAGAAAAAGCGCUUGUCGUCGAAACUGAAAUUGGCGACAGAGAGGGAGAAGCAGAUUGUUAUGAAAAACUAGGCGAAGUGUUUGAGUCUCUCGAGCAAUAUAACAGGGCUAAAGAAUAUCUCGUAAAAGCACUUGUCAUCAGAACUGAAAUUGGCGACAGAAAAGGAGAGGCGGCCAACUACGGAAACCUAGGUAAUCUGUUUCAGUCGCUUGGGAAAUACCACGAGGCUAAAGAGUAUUACGAAAAAGCUCUUGUCAUCACAACUGAAAUUAGCGACAGAAAAGGAGAGGCAUCCAUCUGCAGAAACCUUGGUACUGUGUUUCAGUCGCUCGGGCAAUACAACAAGGUUAAAGAGUAUCACGAAAAAGCUCUUGUCAUCAAAACUGAAAUUGGCGACAGAAAAGGAGAGGCAGCCGGUUACAGAAACCUAGGUACUGUGUUUCACUCCCUCAAGCAAUACGACAAGGCUAGGGAGUUUCACGAUAAAGCUCUAGUCAUCAGAAAUGAAAUUAGCGACAGAAAAGGAGAAGCAUCCGACUACGGAAACCUAGGAACUGUGUUUCAGUCGCUCGGGCAAUACGACAAGGCUAGAGAGUAUCACGAAAAAGCUCUUGUCAUCACAUCUGAAAUUAGCGACAGAAAAGGAGGGGCAGCUAGCUACAUAAACCUAGGCACUGUGUUUCACUCGCUUAAGCAAUACGACAAGGCUAAAGAGUAUCUCGAAAAAGGACUUGUCAUCACAACUGAAAUUGGCGACAGAAAAGGAGAGGCAGCCAGCUACGGAAACCUUGGAACUGUGUUUCAAUCGCUUGAGCAAUACGACAAGGCCAAAGAGUAUUACGAAAAAGCUCUUGUCAUCAGAACUGAAAUUGGCGACAGAAUAGAAGAAGCAUCCGACUACGGAAACCUAGGUACUCUGUUUCACUCACUCGAGAAAUACGACAAGGCAAAAGAGUAUUACGAAAAAGCUCUUGUCGUCACAACUGAAAUUGGCGAAAGAGAAAGAGAGGCUGUUGAUCUCGGAAACCUUGGUACUCUUCUUCUGUCUCUUGGGCAAUACGACAUGGCUAAAGAGCAUCACGAAAAAGCUCUUGUCAUCAGAACUGAAAUUGAUGACAGGAAAGGGAAGGCAGUCAGCUACGGAAACUUAGGUUCUCUGUUUUAG